Bemisia tabaci is the source of this 5420-nucleotide messenger RNA. RefSeq names its product vacuolar protein sorting-associated protein 18 dor (gene dor). Gene Ontology annotation, molecular function: protein-macromolecule adaptor activity. Gene Ontology annotation, cellular component: endosome; HOPS complex. Lineage: Eukaryota; Metazoa; Arthropoda; Insecta; Hemiptera; Aleyrodidae. The record is from RefSeq and is a predicted model, not a curated record. Gene Ontology annotation, biological process: intracellular protein transport; lysosome organization; endosome organization.
AACUUGUUUUAUCAUCAACAUCAAUUGAAAUUCAUUGAUAAGGCUGGAGAGGCGGAAACGGCAGAAGAUAGAUACGGUUGUCUGUGCAAUUUUUCAUUGAAUCUCCUGCGAUGACUUAAAAAAUUCAAGUUUGAAACAGAUCAUUCAAUCAAAGUGGCAAAGAUGACGUCCAUCUUCGAUCAGUUCGAGCAAACAUCGCAGAGGAAUCCUUCUCCCUCCGUGAUGACGAGAGCUCCGAUUUUACCAGAAUUGAGUGCCUCUGACUAUGUUAACAUAGCGCUCCAGGAGGAGAAACCCAUGUUUACAAAGCAGAAGGUGAAUUUCCUACCCACAAAGCGUAUUACUCAUAUGGCUGUUUGUAAUGAAUUGGUAGUCAUUGUGAUGGCAAAUACUACCCUUCUGUAUAAAAGUUUGAAAGAUCCUGAUAAUCCUAAAGAAAAAGAUCUGACCAAAGACAUAAUGCAAGCUCGAUUGGGUAGAAUCUUUUUAGAUGUUUCUGGAAAUCAUCUUCUCCUUAGCUUGUUGCCAAGAUUACCCAAUGGAGAACAUGAAUUAUUGUACUUCAACCUUAUUUCGUCAGAGAACAAGAGCCCCUCAAGACUGCAGCUUAAGAAUACAGAAGUAACGGCUAUUGCUUGGUGUCACAAAUCUCGGCCUAACCAGUUGGUAAACAGUGGUCCAAUUUUAUUGGGAUCAUCUUUAGGUGUAAUUUAUGAAGCAGAUUUGAACGCCAGUAGUGAUACUUUCCGCAAUGCUUACUUAGCUCAAUCAAACUUCGACAGGAGAGAAUUGUUUGAUAUAGGGAAAGGAACCACCACUGUUAUCACUAGUAUAGAGUAUCAUCAACUUCCGUCCUCCGAUACAUACUUCGUAUUUGUAUCUACCUAUAGUAAAUUUUACCAAUUUGUUGGUUCUGUAAGCAGUCAAGAUAAAAAACCAUUCCUUAAAAAUGUUUUCAAUAAUUAUUUAACUAAACCAGAAAUCUGUUAUCCUGUCUCGGAACCUGCAGUUUAUUCUCAACUUCAGUUCUAUUAUCCUGCUCCUGGACUGGCUCCAAAAUCUUUUGCAUGGCUGACCAGUGCUGGUAUAUAUUACGGACAGCUGGACUCCACGAUCAGCGAUGAUGCCUGCGUAAUUGAAUCUGCGCAGCUUUUAGAACUGCCUGACCCGAAUUCACAGCCGAUAUCAUUUGCCAUCACCCAGUUUCAUGCUCUGUUACUGUACUCUGAUCACGUAACAGGCAUCUCUUUACUUAAUGGAAAGUUGGUUUUUGAGAAUUAUUACAAUGAAGCACAUGGGAAGUUGGUUUCAAUUAACAAGGAUCCUGUCACAGGGACUGUCUGGGUGGUAGCUGCAAAAGCUGUUUUCAGGUACAAAAUUGUGAAAGAAGAUCGCAAUGUCUGGGAAAUCUAUCUGGAAAAGGGACAAUACGAAUUAGCGAAACAAUACUGCAAAGAUAACCCAAUCUAUUUGGAUCAAGUUCUGGUCAAGCAGGCAGAAAAAUACUUUGAAACAGAGGAUUACGUAAAUAGCGCUCUACUGUACGCAGACACUCAAAGUUCAUUUGAAGAAAUAGCAUUGAAAUUUUUACAGAUCUGGGAGUUGAAUGGCUUGAAAUUAUUCUUGAGGAAAAAAUUGGAAAAAUUAAACCCAAAACAACCCCAAGACAAAACUCAAAUUACGAUGAUAUCAAUUUGGAUGUUUGAACUAUUUUUAAAUCAGUCAGGAAAUUUACGACUCGAUGGGAAGGACAACACUGUUGAGUACCGAGAAUUACAGGAAGAAUUUGAAAAUUUUAAAAGAAUACCGCAAGUUGUUGAAUGUAUUCGGGCAAAUUUUAGCACAAUAGAAGAAUUAAUUGCGAGCCAUGGUGACAAGGAGAAUUUAAUUAGAUUAACUAUAGAAAACAAAAAUUUUGAGAAGGUAAUUCGACAGCAAAUAAUGAAAGGAAACUACGAAGAUGCCUUAACAACUUUAAUGAAUCAAAGUAAUAGGGACUUAUUUUAUCCGUUCAUGCCAGUGAUCUUAGAGGCUAUUCCUCGACAAGCCAUUCAAAUACUCAUUAGGGAAAGUAAAAACUUAGAUCCUGUAAAACUCUUGCCUGCAUUCGUUGCAAGUAACAUUGAUGAAAACCACGCUGUGGAAAUAAUGCGGUACCUGGAGACGUGUUGUCCAUUCAAUCAAAAUCAGUCCUUACAUAAUUAUCUAUUGUCACUUUAUGCUAGGUACAAUGAAACUAAGUUAAUGAAAUAUAUUGAUAUUCAAGGUCAAGAAAUAAGCAUGGUAAAUUAUGAUGUCAGGUAUGCUUUAACUCUAUGUCAGCAACACAAGCUUACCAAAGCUUGUGUUAAACUGUCAGCUUUGCUAGGUUUAUGGGAAUCAGCAGUUGAUUUAGCUUUAACUGUCAGCAUCGACUUAGCCAAAGAAACUGCGGCUCUUCCACCUCACAGUAGCUUGGAACUUAGAAAGAAAUUAUGGUUGAAAAUAGCGGAACAUAUCAUUAGCAAAAAUAAUGAUAUCAAAGAAGCAAUGGAAUUUCUAAAAGAAUGUGAUCUGAUAAAAAUUGAAGAUAUUCUGCCUUUCUUCUCUGAUUUUGAUACCAUAGAUCAUUUUAGAGAUGCAAUUUGUGACUCAUUACAAAAGUAUAACGAGCACAUAAAGGACAUCAAAGAGGAUAUUGAGAGCGCUACAAAAUCUGCCAACAUUAUACGUGGUGAAAUCGCCUCUUUUCGUAACAGGUAUACCAUCAUCAAAGUCUCGGACGUUUGUGAUUUAUGUAAUAUACAAUUAAUGCUUAGGUCAUUUUAUACAUUCCCAUGUGGGCACCGGUUUCAUUCAGCAUGUUUAACCAAAGAAUUACUCCCACUACUAGAGCCUCAAAAACGUUUCGAGCUCCAGGAAAAACAAAAGCAGUUUGCAGUUUUAACAUCAAGUAAUCGAGACGAUAGCAUUUCAGUGAAUUCCACAACGUUAUCACCUAUAGAUAAAGUUAAGUCUGAAAUAGAUUCCAUUUUAGCGUAUGAGUGCUUCUUCUGCGGUGAUCUUUUUAUUAAUUUAAUCGAUAAACCUUUCAUUGAAGAUGACGACUUUGAAAGGGUUAUGAAAGAAUGGGCUUGAAUUCUUGGACCGAAAUUGACCAACAAUUCGAUGAAAUCUCUCAAGAAACAUGCACUAACACGCGUAAAAAAGUCCAUGAGGAUAGUGUUACUUCGGAUCUGUGUAUUAUGAUAUUAUCAAACAUUUUUCGGUAAGUAAUGAUGAAGUAAAAUCCGUUUUUGCUUGGGAAUAUCUGAUGCGCAUGGGAGCAGGAAUCGAAUUUUCUGCAAAACUGAGAAAUCAGAAUUUGCUUCUAUGUAAUUCAAUUCCGAAGUCUUUUUUUACAAUGGUUUUGUGCAGUAUCUUUUAUACGAUUCCGUUUUGGGAAAUCAAUUGUAUUUUUUACUUUAACAUAGAGGGAAAGAUGCAAAAUCUUGGCGGAUUUGUAACCGAGAUUCUCCCAUGUUCUUUUUCUCCAAAUCUCUUCCCUCCCUCGAUCUGUUUUUCUCAUCACGGCUGUGGUUUUGAUUGUUGAAUUUCUUUGUCAUAAGAGGUCAUAGCUUUACUUAAAAUUCGUCAGUUUGUAUUAAACUUGUAAUUAUCAAAUAAGAGAUCCGUAUAGAUUUGUUCCGUUUAUAUUGCUGGAGAAUAUUAUUGAUCGUUUAACAUUUUUUAAUGUCAUGCAUUUAUUUGAAUUUUGCUUAUGUGAAAAAUUCUAUCUAUUUUAGUGGACGGAGGAGGUCUGUUGAACGUAGGCUUGUGCAAAAAAAAUUGAGAGAAAAAAAAUCAAUUCAUUGCAGUCUAAGUUUUUUUGAAAUAGAUGGAAAUGUGAUAGUUGUUGCUUGACAUCUUACUACACUGAAGAUCAGAAGUUGGUCAGUUAGGAAAUGAUAGCAUGGUAAAUAAUGCGCAACAGUCCCUCCUUUCGCCCUUUGAUAAAAAAAAUGGUGCUUUUGUUGUCCGAGAAAAAUAAAGAGAGCACUAAAUCCACAAUGCAGUACUCAACUGGUCUUUCAUUCCCUAAAAAUAUUGGAAUUUGAAAAAAAUGCCUCAAUUGCUUUGGCUCUCUCCCUGCAGAGCCUCAAACGAUGUGUCUCGCUAUGCGACGUUGCCAACUUGUUAACAAUCUUUAUUUUUUAAAUAGAAAACUACUCACGACAAUUUUUCAAAACUCUCGUGAACUUUUUCUUCUCUGCAGAAAGAAACUCUGUGAAAAUUUCAAGGAAUAAUGUUGAUUUGUUUUCCUUUAAAAUAAUAAAAUAGGAGCAGAAAUUUUAAAACACCGCAAACAAAAUAUAAUGUCUGAAAGUUCUACCGUAGAUACGUUGUUUAUACAGAAUGUAAAGAGAGUGCAAUGAGAAUAUCAGUUUAACAUAUACAAUAAUUUAAGGCAAAAUCACCAACACUCUGUUGGAACUAAUUAACCAAUGAAUAAAUUCAAACGGUGAAGAGCCUUCACCUGAUCUAUUCGAUAUAACAUCGAAGAUUUUAGUUUUGUUAAAUCACAGUGAUCUCAUCGCUAACAUUUUCAAUUUUGGAUGGUAUUAACUUUUUGUCAGCAUUUACUAAACAAUUAAGUAUGUAUUUAUUUAAUCCCAAAAAGUAUUUACUCCAUUUGAAUUUAAGAGUCUGAGCAUGUUCUUUAAUUUUCAUGUCAGAAAAUAGUUGAGGUGCAACCGAGAUAAUGUGAAAGACCUCUUACGCUUAACACCUAUUUUUUAGUUUUUUCCUUGAGAAACUUUAUCAUACCUUUUGUCUUAGUUCAAUAUGACAGCAGCCAGAGAUGUAAUGUGCAAUAAAAAGAGCAAAUGUGUCAAUUUAAAUGCUUCAAUCAAUUUUUAAGUCCUUUGAACCUUGCCGCAAAAUUCAACCUUGAAGAAGUUGCUCCCAAUUCCUCAAUGUCUCUCUCUCUUUGUGGUAACUUAAUUUCACCGAAUUCUAUUUGCUAUACCUCUUUGGAGCUUUACCAUUGAGUCUCACCAAAAUAGUGAAAAGUUUGUCGAGGGCGUAGACUUCCUUAUCAGUAUUGUUGGGCAAACAGCUACAAUUCUGAAAAACUGAAAUUGACCUUGGACAUUUUCGCACUGACUGAUUCAAUUGAUGUAAAGAUUUCAGUGAAUGUGAUAUGUUCACUUAUACCAAAGAGAAAUUGAUUUUUUUUCUAGUGUAUACUUGUUAUUUAAAAUAAUUUCUAGCUUCAAUUCAACUGACUUCUUUUUUACUGAUAACCAUACACAUUACAUUACACGACAAUAUAUGAAAAAGGCUAAUUUGCUCAUGUAAAGGCCUCUAGUGUCCUUAACUACUUAUAUAAGAUUGGACAAGAUGUCACAUUGAAAGUUUUAAUCUUCCAAAGAGAUUAUUAAAUAUUUUAGAUAUGUAAA